Molecule: messenger RNA, 618 nt
Organism: Nestor notabilis (Kea)
Lineage: Eukaryota; Metazoa; Chordata; Aves; Psittaciformes; Psittacidae
Product: selenoprotein Pb-like
Exons: 3
Biological process (GO): selenium compound metabolic process
Cellular component (GO): extracellular region
Molecular function (GO): selenium binding
Source: RefSeq, a predicted model, not a curated record
CCUCGGGGGCCUGCGGGACAGGCUGGGGGCGGCAGGGGGCGCCGGCUGGCCCGGCAGGGCACGGUCAAUGUCCACUACAUGAUUGUCAACGAGAAGGCACCGCUCUCCCGUGCCAUGUUCAGGGAGCUGGAGCGCCAGGCCCCCCCGGGCAUCCCCGUCUUCCAGCCAGAGCCAGAGGACCCCGAUGUCUGGCAGGUCCUUGGGGGUGACAAGGACGACUUCCUUGUCUACGACCGGUGCGGCCGCCUGGCUUUCCACAUCCAGCUGCCCUACAGCUUCCUCCACUUCCCCUACGUGGAGUCGGCCAUCCGCUUCACCCACAGCAAGGACUUCUGCGGCAACUGCUCGCUCUACCCCAACACCACCCAGGAGGCUAACAGCACCACAGAGGCCCCUGUAACCCUGAGCCCACUCCCCAAACAAGAGAGGAAGGAGACAGAAACCCCCAUCCACCAGCACAACCCCGUCCAUCCUCACCACCACCACGAGGUCAGCAGCGAGAAAGCCACAGACCCAACUGGGGACCAUGAACGUGCAACCCAUGCUCACCACCGCUACGGAGACCAUGGCCAGCCCCAUGACGAGGAGAAGCAGCAGAAGGAGCGAAAUAAGCACUAA